Molecule: messenger RNA, 794 nt
Organism: Ceratitis capitata (Mediterranean fruit fly)
Lineage: Eukaryota; Metazoa; Arthropoda; Insecta; Diptera; Tephritidae
Gene: Arl2
Product: ADP-ribosylation factor-like protein 2
Exons: 3
Coding region: 126-680 (184 amino acids)
Biological process (GO): protein folding
Cellular component (GO): cytoplasm; microtubule cytoskeleton
Molecular function (GO): GTPase activity; GTP binding
Source: RefSeq, a predicted model, not a curated record
UCAACAGUUGCUCAUCUCUAACUCAGUCAGAAAAACAAUUGUCUCGGGAAAUAUAUAUAAACAAAGUUUUCUAGUGCAUAUGAAAUUUUAAAUUGAAUAUUUGUGUAAAAUUUACAACCAAUAAAAUGGGUUUCCUUUCGGUUUUAAAGAAAAUGCGACAAAAAGAAAAGGAGAUGCGUAUUUUACUGUUAGGAUUAGACAAUGCCGGCAAAACAACUAUAUUAAAGAGAUUCAAUGGGGAAUCAAUUGACACCAUAUCACCAACUUUGGGAUUCAAUAUUAAAACUCUGGAACAUAAUGGGUACAUGUUAAAUCUUUGGGAUGUUGGUGGUCAAAAAUCGCUUCGAUCUUACUGGCGCAACUAUUUUGAAUCAACCGACGGUCUGGUGUGGGUGGUAGACAGUGCUGAUCGCAUGCGUUUAGAAUCAUGUAAACAAGAAUUAAGAGUAUUGUUACAAGAGGAACGUCUUGCUGGCGCUACUUUGCUCGUUCUAGCCAACAAACAGGAUUUACCUGGAGCUCUUAGUGCAAAUGAUAUUAAAGAUAUACUUGAGCUUGACGACAUAACAACUCAUCAUUGGCUAGUCGUGGGUGUAAGUGCCGUAACUGGUGAAAAAUUGUUGGGAGCUAUGGAUUGGCUUAUAGACGAUAUUGCAAAGCGUAUAUUUACCUUAGAUUAAAACUGUUCUGUUAAUAAGAAACAUUUUAUUUAAGUAUUAUUGGGCAUUUCCAUCCUUACUUAUUUUUCUAAUAAAUAUAAUUUGUAUAGUUCUUCAUCAGCUUUGCUUUGAAAA